This is a messenger RNA of Hymenoscyphus albidus, 1009 nucleotides long. NCBI's taxonomy places the organism in Eukaryota, Fungi, Ascomycota, Leotiomycetes, Helotiales, Helotiaceae. The record is from the annotation of a GenBank genome assembly.
GUCAAACUUUUAGAACAUUGGCCAUACAUUCCCCAUGGCCACAUCAACUUCCAUACGGCCAGUAGCCAGACGGUUACUCAAAGCCAAUAUCGCACAAAAUGCACCACCAACUUUCCUCCUCCCAUCACUUCUGGCGCCCGUCCAGCAAAGCUCUCCCUUCUCCAGCACCUCUACCUCUCUGUACCCUCGCGACAUGAACCGCCAACGAGGUGUAUCUACACGAAGACGUACCGGUCUUCGUCAACCUCUGUCCGUUUCCAAGACGCCGCUUCCGAAACCAGUGCUUGACCCUGCAAAGCGACCCGAGGUGGAUGUGGACGUGCAUCACGGAUUAUGGGACUUCUUUUACAACAAGAAAAAACCGUUCGCCACUCCUUUGGAACUUACGCAACAUGGAAGGGGUUGGACGGUAGAGGAGUUGAGACAUAAGAGCUUCGAGGAUUUACAUGCGUUAUGGUGGGUGUGCUGUAAGGAGAGGAACAGGAUUGCCACGGAUAAAUAUGAACGAAAUCGCGUGAAGGCGGGCUCUGGAGAUUUGGAGUCUGGGGCGAGAGAUUUCAAUGUGAGUCUCUCAUAGUUGGACGGGGGAUGUGUUGCUGCACAGCGGGAUUGUUGGCUAAUGCAUUUUGGUUCAAUUUAGGUACGGAGAACGAUGCGAGGCAUCAAGCACACCUUGACGGAGAGAUACUACGCCUACCGAGAGGCCGAUGUGCUUAUGUACGAAGAUGAAGAAAUCGAUGUGACUGGACAAGGACCGCCGUAUAUUCCCAAAGAGGCCGUUCUCGAGGACGAAGUGCCGGAAGAGGUGGAGGCGGCACCUGCCGCUGAAUCGGCAGACAAAACAGAUAUUCCACCGCCGGCAGCUACGGAGAAGGGCUCGGUGGUUGAGAAGCCUUUGUGAAUGACGGUACUGGCUUGUUGAACGGCCAGGGGGAGCGUAUUUGGAUGAGCCAGGAGGGUGUAUAUCAUGAGAUGUGUUAGAGAACUCGCAGAUCCGGUUUGACUGAAA